Spea bombifrons (plains spadefoot toad) is the source of this 949-nucleotide messenger RNA. Its product is annotated as zinc finger protein 282-like. Bases 4 to 840 code for a protein of 278 amino acids. The transcript has 5 exons. The record is from RefSeq and is a predicted model, not a curated record. NCBI's taxonomy places the organism in Eukaryota, Metazoa, Chordata, Amphibia, Anura, Pelobatidae. Gene Ontology annotation, biological process: regulation of DNA-templated transcription.
AGAAUGGCUUCUGUGGUGUUGCUCACGUUUGACGACGUUGCCGUUUAUUUCACCCAAGAAGAGUGGCGGAGUCUGGAGGAAUGGCAGAAGGAGCUCUAUAAACGCGUGAUGGUGGACAAUUACCGGACGCUGCUCUCUCUGGGUAAAAACGAGCGCCUGGCGGAAUUCUCCAAAGGGCUCAAUCCGCGGAGCUCCGCCCAGCGGGGGUAUUCAGACAAUUCAUUGGAGGGGGUCCCCCUAGUGAUUGCGCGAAUUCUGAGUGGGGAGGAGCCGUGGGUCAGAGGUCGCCGGGAGAUCCCACACAAAAAUCCAACAAAUGGCGCAGAAAACUUGCAUUCGGUGGAUUCUUUAAAUAUGAAGGGUCCGCUGUCGGGGAGGGGCUUGCUGUCCUUCAGGGAGGAGUCUAACUCCAGUGACCUCCCAUCCGAUCCCACACCCGAUCCCACACUUGACAUACGCGGGGUCCUCAGACACCUGCAGGUGGAAGUGGCCGAGGAGAUUCAGAGCGUGCGCGGCGGGAUCCGAGACAGAGCGAGCGCCAUUCAGACUGCGUUAUCGUCAUUAUCCUCUGAGAUUAGUGCUCUGGGGAAUGUGCUGCAGGCUCUGCUCGCCCUCGUUCCAGCUAAGCAAAUGAUGGGCGUCCCCAUCACGCCCCCCCAAACACCGCCUGCCCCCUGCCCCCAUCACCCCGCCGCCGCCCAGGAGGAGGGGCGGUGCCAUCCCCCCGCCGCCGCCCAGCAGGAGGGGCGGUGCCAUCACCCCGCCGCCGCCCAGCAGGAGGGGCGGUGCCAUCACCCCGCCGCCGCCCAGCAGGCCCUAACGACGCCGCCAGGUCGCUGAGCAGGUCGUAGCACAGAACUCUCUGGUAUGAGGUCAUCACGGGGCACAAGUUGGUGCGGAUAUUUUUUGUCUUGGUAAAAUAUUUUAAUAAAAAUGACCAUUUCUGGUG